This is a messenger RNA of Dendrobium catenatum, 1841 nucleotides long. RefSeq names its product CDT1-like protein a, chloroplastic. The record is from RefSeq and is a predicted model, not a curated record. NCBI's taxonomy places the organism in Eukaryota, Viridiplantae, Streptophyta, Magnoliopsida, Asparagales, Orchidaceae. Gene Ontology annotation, biological process: regulation of DNA-templated DNA replication initiation; DNA replication preinitiation complex assembly; DNA replication checkpoint signaling. Gene Ontology annotation, cellular component: nucleus. Bases 72 to 1817 code for a protein of 581 amino acids. Gene Ontology annotation, molecular function: DNA binding; DNA polymerase binding. The transcript is spliced from 7 exons.
AGCCGGAAAAUAAAAUUUGUUCGUUUUCUUUUUCUGAAGCGUGCGCGGGCGCGGGAGCGGGAGCGGGAGAUAUGGCAGCGCCGGAGAUGGAAUCUGUGAAGUCAUCUGGUUUUUCCGGCGACAUGGAGAAGAAGGAGAUGCCGUUGAACUUCCCGCUUCGGCGCAAGGUUUCAUCUGCUAAGGUAUCGGCGUCAGAUGAGAUCCCCACGCCGGAGAAGUCGGCCCAGCUUCCUCGGCGGGCCAGCAAACGGCGUCUAUUAUUCUCAGUCAGCGAUGUACGUAGUGUCGCCAAGGGCUUGCGGAUGACCGGAAACAAAUCCGCCAAUCCAUCGGAUCUUCCCAGAUCCCAUGGCGAGCUGCAGCGCAAAUCUCAAUCGUCUUCUGAUUCAGCUGCCAGAAAGACCGGGAAGCUUUCAGAAAAUUAUGAGAUGUUGGCAGAGUUCUUCAAUUGCUUGGACAGUUCAGUACAAUUACUUCGGCUGAAAGGAGCGUUGGCCACAUUUACAAACAUCAGUGCUUGCAUACAACAUUUAACAGAGAGGAGGUUUACUUACAGGCAUUUAGCACAAAUGAAACAUAUCUUACCCGAAGCAAUUUCAAUUAAAAAAGUGUUUUUGCAUGACGAGACUACUUGCUGCAUGAAGCCAGAACUUCAAAUCUCUUUGCAAGUAGAUUCAGUGGAAAGCAACCCGGAACUAAAAGGGGAGAGUCCAUAUUCUGCUGUAAGAAAGGUUUUCAGAGACAGGCUUGUCCAAUUCGCUAGAGAACAUCCAGAGGAAGAUGACAUUCCAGAAGAAACACUGCCACAUCCUUUUGGUCGUACAGGCCCAAGCAUGUCAACAGAAUCUAGCAAAUUAGCCCCUUCCAUUCAAACUGGUUCAUUUGCUGUAGCCCAUCCAACAGAAAAUUUAACUAAAGUUUCACACUUUUCUGCAUCUUUCCAAAGGAGGUUUUCUACAAGAAGCACAUGUUUUGAUGAAAUUAAAACUCCUCUUGCUUCCUUCAAUGAUGUUGUCACCAAUGUUGAUUUUCUAGCCUCUAGUUUUUCUUCCCCUGUUAAAUUUUCUUCAAAGCCUCCCAUCCAGAAGAAACCAUUGUUUUUUUCUCCUGCUAAAAGACCUUUGGUGACUCAUGACCAACAAAUUGAAGAGGAUUCAAAAAUGUUGAUCAGUUCCCACAACAACAUUUCAAGUGAAGUAGAAUCUUUAGAAUCCACUCCAGUCAAGGACAUUCCAUCUUCUGCAAGGCUGAUGAUCACAAUGCCAGAUCUUCAGACACCAAAGAGAAGCCGCAUACCCUCAAUUGAUGAUACUCCACAGAAGGUGCUUGUGAAACGGGCAACUCGGACCAAAUUAUUUCCAACUCCAAGAAAGAAUGUGAAGUCAGAUGAUGAAGAUAACUUGUCUAAAAGUUCAUCAGUAGCAGAUGAUGUGCUUGGUUUUCUUCCAGAGUCACUUUUACAAGAUAUAAGGGACAAGGAGAAAAAGGCGAUGGAGGAAAGGGAUGCCAAUGUAGCUGGGGCAACGCUACGGAAGAAGUUGAUUGCAAGUUUGCCUAAACUUUUUAAUGCAAUGCUCCUCAUAUUUCAAUACGGGAACAGAUCUGUAAUUACAAAGCAAGAGCUUGUUCACACGAUUCUUUCUUGUAACUGCAGUGUAACUGAUAGAAAUGAAGUUGAAGAACAGUUGGAGUUAAUGGAAGAAUUGGUUCCAGAUUGGAUAUUUCGAAAGGCAGCAGCUACAGGGGACAUCCUCUACCGUGUGAAUAAAAUGUCAAGCUCCCAGGAGAUUCGACAGAGGAUUGCAGUAGCCGAGUGAAAGAACGCCCUAAUGACAUUUUGC